CACUGUCGACAUUAGUAGCAGCUGGGAUGAAGCGCACUUCCGUGGGUGAGCAGGGGUUUGUAUUAUUUCUCGUCUGAUCGGAUCCCACGGGCAUCACAUUCCCAACGCGAUCUGAUCCGUGGGCUGCGUCGUCGUCUUGGGCGAAAAGGAGGCGACAUGAUGGAGGAGAUCGACCGAUUCCAAGUGCCCAACGUCGUGCAGGAGGCGGAGAUGCAGCCGCUGGACCCAGCCUCCUCCACGGCCUCGGAGGCUGACUCGGACACCAGAGAGGGCGAACCCGUCCCCCUCAACUACAAGCCCUCCCCCCUCCAGAUGAAAAUAGAGAAACAGAGAGAGCUAGCCAGGAAGGGCUCGUUGAAGAACGGCAACGUCGUGGGCAGUCCGGUCAACAACCAGCCCAAGAAGAACAACGUCAUGGCCAGAACCCGGUUGGUGGUGCCCAAUAAAGGCUACUCCUCGUUAGACCAGAGUCCAGAUGAGAAGCCUCUGGUUGCGUUGGACACAGACAGCGACGAUGACUUUGACAUGUCGAGAUACUCAUCGUCCGGAUACUCCUCUGCUGAGCAAAUCAACCAAGAUCUCAACAUCCAGCUGCUGAAGGACGGUUACCGCUUGGAUGAGAUACCGGAUGACGAGGACCUGGAUCUGAUCCCGCCUAAAUCGGUUAACCCGACCUGCAUUUGCUGCCAGGCAAGCCCCUCCACCACCUGUCACAUCCAGUAACCCCUCCCCCUCUUAACUCCGCCCCCUCAUGUUCAUUUUCUUCGCGGUGAGGCAUGGUAAGAAAUAGACGACCAACUGAAAUGUGCUAGAAUAGGAAUGACUAAUUUAUUAAUUCAUGAAAUGUUUUGGUUAAAACAGUGGGAGGGAAAAUGGUGACGAUAGUCUGCUAUUCACAAGUCACAAAGAGUUGGCAAGAUUGAGAUUUGGGGUGUAACUUCAGGUUCAACCUAAAAUGCACUUUCAUCCAUCAAUCCAUUCAUCCAUCCAUCCAUCUUCUUGAUGGGUGAAUUUAAUCCGCCAAGAGGUUGUUGCCAAUGAUAGCCUCAUUUAUUGACUAAACUUCUGUGUCAGAGACUCUCCACGCUUCACUUUUUGGCCACAGAUACACAUGAAUUAUAACUAUAGUGGAAUAUUAUUAUAAAAUAAAUAUUUAAUUUUGUAGUUGAGCUGUAAUUGUAGCGCCUUUUUUUGUUUCAUCCUGAAAAGUCACCCCAAAGCUGAAGAUGCUUUUUUUUUUUUCUGCUAGUGCUGGUGUUUUCCUCCUAUGGCAGGACAUGCACUUCUCAACAUAAUCUUAAAUGAUGAUAUUGCUGCUCCGCUUAGUUAACAUACGGUUUACAAUUUUAACUACUGUUGCCAUGAGUUUAAUCGGUGUGUGUAAAAGAGGCAAAUGAGUACUGUAGUCCCCCCCCGAUUCACCUUCUCCGUCCUCCUGGCUUUGACCUUGACCCUAAAAUUAACCCUAACCCAGCUGAAGAACAAAUUGAAAAGGGAAGUUAGGAAGGACCAUUUGCACAUUUCAUUUCUGCCCUUCCCAGCAUGUUUGGACUGUGUGUUGUAUUAUUUUAAAUGUGUUUUCACCUUUUUAGGCCUUUUUCUUGCACAGCAGCGACACGGUUUCCCCGUUAGUAUUAAAAAAGUAUAUACGUAUAUAAAGAAAGGGAGAUUGCUGUCUACAGGCGUGAAGCUAAAGGACAAAGUAUUUCAUGUCUUCUCCACCUUUAAACGUUUGUACAUUUUAUAGUGUCCAUCAUCAGACACAGAAAGGAUUUGACUUGUGUCUUUGCACACGCACACACAUACUACACACACACACACACACGCAUGCAUGUACUGUACAUAACUUUCCAUGCCAAUGUGAAUAGUCGGCGGGCAAUUGUGGGUCUUGCAGCUUCAGUUACUGACCUAGCUCCCUUAAAGAAACGGAUUAUUUGCAGUUAGAGUUGCCUUAAGUACAAACAAGCUAACUAUAAUUGUGUAUUAUUUAUUGCCAUGAUGUUGUUAGUUGAUUUUAAUGAGCAAUCUGUAACUUGAUUUUGUUUUUAACCUUCCAAUCGUCAGCGUCGAUUGUUUUUCCUUUUAUAAUGAAUCAUUUUAAUUUCAAAACCAUUUCCAUUAUGGUAUUUAACAUUGUUAUUAUGUGUGGUGUAUGAGAACACGAAAUAAAAACAGCUAAUCAUG
This is a messenger RNA of Syngnathus acus (greater pipefish), 2184 nucleotides long. It is a transcript of the gene fam219ab, whose product is annotated as family with sequence similarity 219 member Ab. The record is from RefSeq and is a predicted model, not a curated record. NCBI's taxonomy places the organism in Eukaryota, Metazoa, Chordata, Actinopteri, Syngnathiformes, Syngnathidae. Bases 157 to 723 code for a protein of 188 amino acids. The transcript has 6 exons.